AUAUUGUAGUGUGUCCGUGAGUUUCAAUCAUUUAUAGGUAUAUUUUCAAUUAUUUAAUUCAACUGAAAUCUACUUCAGCAUAAUAUCAUUUAUUUACUUUCGAAAUUAAAUGAACGUCAGUCAAUGAAAAAAUAAAAAUAUUUUUCAUUCUGUUGAAGUUUAAAUGUAGUAUUAUUCUAUUUACUCAAGAUUCUAAAUUAUCUCAAAUUAUGGAUUUUUUCUUAAAAAAACCAAGCAAUGUUUUAAAACGUCUUGGUUCUAGCAGUUCUAAGCAAGAGUUGGAUGGAAAUCAAUUUAAAUCCAAAUCAUCUAUUUUGAAUUUGAUUGAUAGUGAUGAAGAAAAUAUUAAAAGCAACAUAACAACAACUAGUACUAUUCUAAGUAGUAAGUCAACAACAAAUAUUCAGAAAAAUGAAAUAGAUGAUAGUUGUUAUAUUGUUGAUGAUGACAAUGAUAGUAACAGUAUUAUUUUUAGUCCAGAUAAGAAAAAAAUAUCCAAUCAAUGCAAUGCAAGUAUAAUAUAUAAAACAUCUAAAGAUAUUGAUGGAUCCACUAGUUCACUAUUAUUUACAGAACCACAGUUAAUAACACCAGAAAAGUUAAAAAAUAAAUCACCAAAUUCUUUAGUAUCAACACCCAAUUCAAAAGAUGUAAUUAGUGUAUCAGAAAAUCAAUCAACAGAAUUAGGUACUUGGCUUAAUGAUCUCAAUAGUUGUUCUAUUUUGGGUGAAACAAUUUCUGAUAUAUUGAUUACAAAUUUAGAAAAACAUUUGAUGAAUUUGAAAAAAUUAGAAUUGGAUAUAUUAGAACAAGUAUAUAAAACAGUGAUGGACUUACCAGAUAAUAUUGUGGUUUCCAUUCCCAGUCUAAAAAGUCCAUCAGUUUUGACUGAGCUAAAAAGAAUUCGACAAAAAAUUAAGAAUAAAAUAAAAAUUGGUAAAACACGCUUAAUGAAUGAAAAUUCAAAACCAUCUACUUCAAGUAGUAGUUAUGAUUUUUAUAAUUCUGAAAAUAAAUCAAGAACAACAGUUUUUACAAAUGAAUUUGAUGGAUCAAGUAAUAAUCAAUUUGGAAACAGAUCAUUAAAUUCUACUCAAAAUGAAUCAACUUAUGAUAAUCAUGCAGUUAAUGGUAGUAACACUAAUUUAUGGAUUAAUAACCUUUCCGAUAGAAUUAAUUCAUCCUCAUAUUUGAAACCUAGAGAACGUCUAAGCAUAAAUGAAUUGAAUUCUAUUGUCAAUAAUGAUAAUUUUGAUAUGCACACAAAUAUAGUAACAAAAAAAAUUCCAUCCAAUAUUAAUGAAUAUGAAGUUUACAAUAUUCCUUCUGGAAAUAUUUCACAACAAACUAAUGAAUGUAGUAAAAAUAAGUUUACUAAAGUAACUGUUUCAGUAGAAGAAUUCAAAAAAAAUAAUUACCCUCAUUCAAGUGAACUGUUCAAGGUAUUUAGAUCAACUUUUGGACUCCGUGAUUUUCGUCCAAAUCAAUUAGAAGCUAUUAAUGCAGCCAUUCUAGGUCACGAUUGUUUUGUAUUGAUGCCUACAGGGGGUGGAAAAUCAUUAUGCUACCAAUUACCUGCAGUUUUAUCAAAUGGAGUUACAUUAGUGAUUUCACCUUUAAAAUCACUAGUCAUAGAUCAGACCGAAAAAUUAAAAUCCUUAGACAUUCCAACUGCUCAUUUGUUGGGUAAUAUGCCUCAUCAAGAAGAAAAUAUAAUCUUUACAAAAUUGUGUAUGGCUGAACCAGGAUUGAAAAUGUUAUAUGUGACACCGGAAAAAAUUGCUGCAAGUAUGAAAUUAGGACAAAUUUUAGACAAUUUGUACGGCCGAGGGAAACUAGCUCGUCUUGUUAUUGAUGAAGCCCAUUGUGUUUCUCAUUGGGGUCAUGAUUUUAGACCGGAUUAUAAACGUUUAGGCGAAUUUAGAAAAAAGUAUCCUAAUGUUCCAAUUAUGGCUUUAACUGCUACUGCAACACCACGUGUCCGUCAAGAUAUUCUACACCAGUUACAAAUUAGUGGAACUAAAUUAUUUUUAUCAAGUUUUAACAGACCAAAUCUGCUUUAUAAAGUUGUUCCAAAGAAAGGAAAAUCUGUUUUAGCUGAAAUAGCCAAUGAUAUUAAAAGAAAAUAUGAACAUCAGUCGGGCAUAAUUUAUUGUCUGUCAAGAAAGGAAUGUGAUGAUACUGCAGCUUUUAUGUGUGAGCAAGGAAUUAAAGCUACUAGCUAUCAUGCUGGUCUUGUAGAUACAAAACGUAAUGAUGUUCAGAUGAAAUGGAUCACCAAUAAGACUAAUGUUGUAUGUGCUACAAUAGCAUUUGGCAUGGGGAUAGAUAAACCGGAUGUCCGUUUUGUUUUUCAUUAUUCAUUACCUAAAUCAAUUGAAGGUUAUUAUCAAGAAUCAGGUAGAGCUGGACGUGAUGGGAAAACUUCUCAUUGCUUGCUAUAUUAUAAUUAUCAAGAUAUGCAUCGUAUUCGAAAACUAAUUGAAUUGGACACAAGUGGUACUGCUGAAUCAAAAAAAGUCCAUGUGCAAAAUUUAUUUAGAAUUGUAUCUUAUUGUGAAAAUAAAGCUGAUUGCAGACGGACAUUACAACUUAAUUAUUUUGGUGAAACAUUUAAUGAUAAUCAGUGCAUUUCAAAUAAAGAAACAGCAUGUGAUAAUUGUCAAAAUAAAGCAUCAUUUAAAUAUAUUGAUGUUACAGAAGAUAGUAUUGAAAUAGUUAAAACAAUCAAAGAAUUAUGUAACUCUUCUAGCAAUUGGAAUAAUAAUUUUACUUUAAUUCAUUUAAUUGAUAUAUUUAAAGGGAGCACAAAUCAAAAAAUCAAAACUAAUAAUCAUGAUAAAUUGAGUUUACAUGGACGUGGAAAACAUUGGGACCGAUUAGAUGCAGAACGUUUAAUGCACAAAUUAGUUUUAGAAGGUUAUAUAAAAGAAGAAAUGGUUGCUUCUAAAUUGGAUAUUAUUAAUGCUUUUGUCAGAGUUGGUUCACAAGGAGAAAAACUUCUUCAGGGAUCAAUCAAAUUAAAAUUAGCAUUAACUUCUAAAAAUAAAUUAAAUAUUGAGACUAUUAGUAAAAAUCAUUUUACUAUGGUAAAUCCAGUUCUUAAAGAAAUCCAAGAAAGAUGCUAUGAAAAUUUGAUGGAAGUCUGUCGUGGAAUAGCUGCUUCAUUAAACAUUACCACUAAUGCUGUUAUGACUAUUCAAGCUAUUCAAGAAAUGUCUCAAUCUUUACCAGAGACUGAAGAAGAAAUGCUAAAAAUUGUUGGUGUAACAAAAGCAAAUUAUGAAAAAUAUGGCCGUCAAUUAUUAAAAGUUACACAAGAAGCUGCAGCAGAUAAAUUUGUUGCAGAAUGUGAAGAAAAUGAACAAGAUAAUUUAGAAGAAGAUGAUUGGCUUAAGUUAAGUUCAGAUUGUCCAUAUUUUGAUAGUAUAUCCACUGGUAUAGGGAAUAACAAAAAUAAUAAGAGAAAAACAUAUUAUUCAAAUAAAGGUGGAAAUAAAAGAUUUAAAAAAUCAAAAAACAAAAAUUCUAAAAAAAAAGCAACCACACAAUCGUAUAAGGCUUCAAAAUCUUCCAAAAUUCAAACCUCAACAUUGAAAUCUAAUGUGAAAAUUCCACCAUCUAAUAGACCAGGAUUUUUAUCAGCUCCAAAAGUUUCACGCUUUUAAAAUAAACAUUUUGAUAAAAUAUUAAUUAUAUUUCAAAAUGAUCAGGAUCUGUGGUAUAGUAUUUUGGAUUUUCUUUUAUGGAUAGUUAUUACUCCUCUACAAUUACAAGUUAAUUACAUAACAGUAAAGUUUAUAAUAAGAUUUUAUUGAAAGUAAAAGUGUCAUAUUUUA
Sipha flava (yellow sugarcane aphid) is the source of this 3839-nucleotide messenger RNA. Its product is annotated as Bloom syndrome protein homolog. The record is from RefSeq and is a predicted model, not a curated record. Gene Ontology annotation, cellular component: cytoplasm; nucleus; chromosome. The coding region runs from base 210 to 3668 and encodes 1152 amino acids. The transcript is spliced from 20 exons. Gene Ontology annotation, molecular function: nucleic acid binding; ATP binding; 3'-5' DNA helicase activity. Gene Ontology annotation, biological process: DNA replication; double-strand break repair via homologous recombination. NCBI's taxonomy places the organism in Eukaryota, Metazoa, Arthropoda, Insecta, Hemiptera, Aphididae.